AUGGCUGGAAGGACUAUCGGCCUCCCUGCAGCAGCUGCCUUCGCGGCUGCCACAGAGUCCGUACCGCCGCCUCACAUGCACCAAGACCAUAUGUUCAAUUUCCUUGACGCUGGAGCUGAUUAUUAUCUGAACCACUUGAAGAAGACGGGACGGCAGACUAUUGAACCAGAAGACUUGACUGAGAAGUUCGAGAUGGGAGCCAACACGUUCUCCAUAGAACUCGGUGAAGCUAUCAAGCUGCCAUUGCGACUUCCAGAUGAGACUCCAGGCGAAGGAGAAGGUGGUGGCGGAGGCAAGGAAGGCUUAGGAGAAGGAGAAGAAGAAGAGAAAGUAGAAAUGAAACACAUGAAGGAUCUGCUUUUCAAAAUGUGGUACGAUACCACCAAACCCACGACGAUAUCGUUGCUGGUCGGCGAUUACCAUCAGCUCGGGCUCUGGAUGACGGCUGGUGGUAAGGUGGUGGCCUUCGACCCUGCACCUACCAUGACCAAGGGACUUCUGACUUCGCACAGGAUCAGAAAAGGUGAUGAGCUAAGACUGCAGCGUCUAAUGGAUGAGAUGACUGGUGAAGGUGCUGGAGAACCAGGAGAGGAAGAUGAAGAAGCUGGCGCUGAGGGUGAAGAGAAGAUAGAGCCAGAAAUCGAAGCGGUGCCACCGGAGUCAUGUCCGGUGCUCAUUGUAGCCGCCAGUCCUGGAGAGUUUAUCGACAAACUCACUCGUCAAGGUGGCCUGGACCCGAAGCAGUGUAUAGCACCAUACAAGCUGUACCCAGUUAAGGUGAUCAAUGAGCUGACCUCAGUACUUCGUGAAAAGAGAGGAGGCACUGCCAAGGAAAAGGCAGAAGGUGAUGAAGAAGGCGGUCUGCCCGUGUUUGAAGAAAUAUUGGUCCCAGCUUUGGAAGACUCUGCGAUGGGCAAGUACAUGAAUCGUCAAUCUCGGUCCACUGCAUCAGUGAGGGCCAGACUGGCACAGAAUGAGAACUACUUCCUCGAUCAGCCUAAUAGGGAUAACCAGGAUGCAGCCAAUGCAGUAAUGGGCAUUGUGGUAGACCACAUAGAGCCUUACAUGUUCUGGAAACCAGAGCUCUUGGACGCCGUACUGAAGUACGGAGACAGGCUCUAUACGAUGUCGAUCGGGAAUGCAGAAUCACCGCCUCGUCUUAAACCCGACGAAAUGGUGCCAGAGUUCCACGUCACUAAUUUCAAUGUUAAGUUGGAUAUAGAUGGAGAUGUCAUAAGAGGUGAUAUCAAGGCCGGCGAGACGGGCAGUGUGAACAGUCUGAAGAAAGCCAUUACUAGUUUCUUUACAACGGAAAAGUACGGCGUUUUGUGUUCUAAAGGUUACUGUGUAGCCAUAUGGAAGGGUUCUGAUGAUAAAUCCUUCGUAAUGUUGGAACCUCAUGCUGUGGGGCCGGUUGGAAAGACAUCGCCAGUUGGUGCAGCAGCUUUGGUGGUCUUCUCCAAUAUUGAGGAGUUGGCAGACACUUUCAGAAGCAACGUCGAAGGUCUUAUGAAGCCUGGCGAUAAUAAGUUUUCAAUAUCAGCAGUGAAAGUUUUCUGGGAGUUCUCGAAGUUGUCGGCACCAGUCACUCAUCAAGGAGCCGUGCCUGAUGAGGGCUAUGAGUGGAAAGUCCUCACUGCUUACGUGGAGACGGCCAGAGGAAGGACCAUAUUGAGAGGCACCAGGCCUCCUGAUCUCUUGAAAUUCACAAGAGACGCGCUGCUCCAAUCAGCUUGUGCAGCCAUAGUUGGCGCCGCGAUGUCCCACAUCCGUCGCCCACAUCUUUGGACUAGGAAGACUGUGGAUGAAGUGAUGGCUGUGGCUUGUCAGCUCUUCACGGCGUCUCUUGGAUCCCUCGGAUUUGAGUUCCGACCUGGCGAAGACGUGCUUUUGCCAUUGCAGGUACUAAAGCGCUUUGUCCUAGGAGUGAACUACGUCCGCUACGACCUCGAAGAAGUCUACUCGGGGAAGCUGGAACAGAAGGAACCAUCGCAAAUGACCGUCAGAUGUGCUUUAGAGCGAUUCUUUGAGUCGCACACUCAUGGCAUUCUGUGGUCGGUGCCGCACGCGGUGUGCGUGUGGAGGGUGGCUGGAGCCCCCUCCUACUACAUGUUCGAGCCCCACGCCUGCGGACCCACAGGACUGAGGGUAGAUGCCAUGGACGAUGGUGCUGCAUGCGUCUUGACGUUCACGUCUCCAAAAUUGAUGGCUUUUGCAUACCUCCAAAAUGUCCCCGUAUCGGAACGUCCGAAGCAUGACUUCCAACUGUACGCCAUGUCGGUGACAGUGCAGCCUAUUAAGAAGAUGGGAGGGGUUGAGCCGCCUAUAGUGAGGGCACCGCCUGGAGUCAAGCUAGUACCUGCUACCAGUAAGGUCGGUAUAGAUGGUAGCAAGCGCAGAGCCGAGGAGAAGGAUCGCAAGCAUCCACCAGGAAGCACCACUUGCAUGGACGCUCAGCGAGCAGCUGAAAAGGCUGAUAAGGAACAAACCAAACUGAAAGGUCAGCGUAACACGAGCGGAUGGCUGGUCCUCACCGACGGUACUCAGUUCCUUUCAGCCCAGCACUCGAUGGCGUGCAGAAAGUUCCCGUACGCUUCUAGAGGACACCAGGCCCUAGCAUGCUCAGUAAUGGCAGUGGCCAUGUCCCGAGUCGAGGAUGUGUGCCGUUGGUGCUCGUCCACUCUCGAUCAGAUCCUGGAAAGCGGAGACCAGCUCUACCAGGACAGUUACCUACACUUCCAUCCGUCCACGAAGAUCUUAAACAUUGGACAGAUUCUUCGUAAAUUCUACACGCCAGGCAAUUGCGUUUGUCGAGUUGUUGUCUACAAGUCGAGACAUAAGGGCAUCAUUGAUGUCGACCUCGUUGAAAAGCUAGGAGAAUUCUUCCGGGAAGAGAAAGCGGGAGUUUUCGUCGCUGGCAAUGGAGACUUUGCCGUUGCACUGUUCAGAACACCGCGCGGCUAUUACAUGUUUGAUCCGGCUGACCGAGAUCGUUACGGGCGUGCUGUGGCGCCGCCUUGCAUCGGCAGGGCGAGAGCCUGCUUCUCACAAUACCCUAACGUACAAUGCUUAGCUGAGAAGCUCGGCCCUAACAUACCUCCCUCACCUGAAGUCGUCAAAUUGGAAGACACACCAAAAAGAUUGAGUAAACAAAUGGAGCCUCUAAGCGAAGACGACAAAGAGUUCGGCAAACGAGCAGACGGGUUACCUGAUGGUAAGCAAUCAGCGCCGCCCAUAGACACUCGCAACGGAGGAGUUACGAGUCCUAACUCAACCAUAAUUGUUACCAGAGAAGUCUCAUUGACUUCCAAAGUAGAAACAGUCGGAAAUCACCAAUGGCAUCACGAUUACGCAGAUAACGCCAGUGUAACUAUGCCAGUAGUUAAUGCUUCGAAGAGUUUGUUUAAAUUCGAUAUCGAGAAAUUCGACAACGGAUCGACUGUGUUCUGCAAACACGUCAACGACAGCACGACUCGAUACGUCAAUGUAGAAUAUAAUCUCGUAAUUAACUGUGGCAUGCAACCAGUGAAACUUAACUUAGUCGACGACGGUUUUUAUGAGAAACCAGUAUAUCUCAGAAUUGAAUAUCGCGAAAACAAAGAGUUGGCACUUGAGUGCCGGAAGCAUCCUUUCGCCGCCUUUAGUUCAAGUAGGUCUUGGGUAUUUUUAAGUAUUGUUACGUGCCUCGUCACGUUCCUGACUAUGCGGGCUUGGGUUACGGGAUUGGAUGAAAUGAAACACUAA
This is a messenger RNA of Spodoptera exigua (beet armyworm), 3744 nucleotides long. The record is from the annotation of a GenBank genome assembly. Lineage: Eukaryota; Metazoa; Arthropoda; Insecta; Lepidoptera; Noctuidae.